Trypanosoma brucei brucei TREU927 is the source of this 774-nucleotide messenger RNA. RefSeq lists its product as hypothetical. The record is from RefSeq and is a predicted model, not a curated record. The transcript has a single exon. Bases 1 to 774 code for a protein of 257 amino acids. Lineage: Eukaryota; Euglenozoa; Kinetoplastea; Trypanosomatida; Trypanosomatidae.
AUGUUACGGUGCGCACGCGUGGCGCUGCGAGCUGACCCACUGAAUGGCGGCAGUUCCAUGACGUUGGGCUCGAAAGGAAGUAAACUAUCGCCUGAACCCCAUAGGAGACGUAUGCCAUGGACUGCAGCGAAGGAAUACGUACCGGGUGUUGUUCUCAAUGCACGGGAUAAGAUGGUGCUUGAUGGCGUACAACUCCUUGAUAUUGAAAGUAUUGACCGAGCCUCGCAAUUAGAUCCGCUGGAAGUGCUUCGCGCCGUCGUAGCCACACGUGAGUACAACAUCUCCACGGGGAAGAAUAUUUUCCAACUAGCUUCGCAGGCGACUUACAAUGGGCGCGGCCAGCGGUUUUAUCGAAAGGAGUGGCAGGAAGGCACAUACGACAAGUACGUAACUCUUUCAGCCAUAGACUUUGACCGUGACGGGAAUAAAGGGACAGCAUAUGGUUACAUAACGUUCCAUGGUGAAACAACAACGCGACCGGUACAAGUUGAUUUCGCGGAUGUACCCGGGUGGUACAUGGAUUUCGUGGAAGAGCGGGCAGUUCCCUUCACUGGCAUUGUCCCGCCACCACCGAGUAUUGGAACGGAUGUGCCCGUUGAUCCACAUAGUUAUCGUCUCAAGGCGUAUCCUUACUAUGACGCACCGAACCCGCCCGAAUUCGUGGAGCGACUGCUGAAGGAUCGUGGUGUAUUGCCCGACACCCCAACUGAAACGGCUGAUGUUGAUAAAGAUCCCACCACUAGCGAUGGGUCGGUGCAUUAUGAUGGAAAGUAG